Molecule: messenger RNA, 2948 nt
Organism: Archocentrus centrarchus (flier cichlid)
Lineage: Eukaryota; Metazoa; Chordata; Actinopteri; Cichliformes; Cichlidae
Gene: tspan15
Product: tetraspanin 15
Exons: 8
Coding region: 56-946 (296 amino acids)
Cellular component (GO): plasma membrane
Source: RefSeq, a predicted model, not a curated record
GUCUUGUCAACAGUCCGAGGAGCCGCUGAAAACAGCUAUCUUCAGUCCAGAAACGAUGGCCGACUCGGAUGUCCGAUACUGUCAGCGGUUUUCCUAUUAUGUACUCAAAUUCAUCCUGUUCGCCUAUGCCUGCGGCUGGUGGCUAAUAGGCGGAUGCAUCCUGGCUAUUGGCAUUUAUGCUGAGGUGGAGAGACAGCAGUACAAGACCCUGGAGGGUGUGUUUCUGGCCCCAGCUAUCAUCCUGAUCGUACUGGGACUCAUCAUGUUUAUUUUUUCAUUUAUUGGCGUCUUGGCUACACUGAGGGAUAAUCUUACUCUGUUGAAAGUGUUCAUGUACACCCUGGCAGUGUGUCUGGUUCUGGAGCUAGUCGGAGCAAUCUUGGGGGUGGUGUUUCACAACCAGACGGUGGAUUUAUUGAACAAGAACAUCCGAAAGGGCAUAGUAAACUACUAUGACGACUUGGACUUCAAAAACAUCAUGGACUACGUUCAGGAGAAGUUUAAGUGUUGUGGAGGUGAAGGCUUUAAGGACUGGAAGGUCAACAUGUACCACAACUGUAGUGCGCCUGGUCCACUAGCCUGUGGUGUCCCCUAUACCUGCUGUGUUACUACUAAGCCUAAUGAAGUGGCAAACACUAUGUGUGGGUACAAGGUCCUGGAGAAAACGCAAUAUGAAUUGAGUGACAUCUAUACCAGAGGCUGCACUAAUGCGUUCUUUCUCUGGCUGAUUGACAACUAUAAGAUAAUGGCUAUACUGCUGUUCUUGAUCCUAGUGCCUCAGUUCUUUGGUGUGAUAGUCAGCUGGCUAUAUACCACUCGCAUUGAAGACAUUAUUGAGCACAGUCAAUCCAUUGAUGGGCUUCUGAUAUCCAGUGCACAGGAGAGUACAACCAAGAAACAACACCGCGUGGCUAAAUGGUUCAAGUGUAUGCCAGUGAUCGACUGACGGAGACGGAAAACAACAAGUACCAAAAAGAACUGAGCAAAUGCCCUCGGCGUGUUCGAUGUUCAGCAACCACAUUAUUUUUAGUUUUGAUGUUUGUGUUUUGUUUUGAUUUUUCUUUUUAGCAUCCACUGUUUUAAUUACUUUACUUUUAACUGCUCUGAAAUACAGUGUGCUCAUGGAUAACUGGAAAAUAACUCAUUUAGAAAUAGGCUUUUAACUGCAUUGUGCCUAAGACAGUCUCAGGGAUACACAGAAAUACAAACCACCUUUGCUUCUUACUUUGAUAUGAAAUUAGUCUCUUAAGAUGUAACACAAUAUCACAAUCUAUGCCUUUGCCUUAAUUUUAUAACUGCCUGUUUCUCCUACUGACCUUUCUAAACAACCACUGAUGAGACAGCAGUGAAGCCCUGGUAUACAAAAAUAGGCUAUUUUUUGUUUGUUAUUCAUAUGAAUGCUGGUAAAUUUGCCUUAUUUGUAUCUCCUGAAGCGACCAGCACCAGUGAUGCUCAGACGUAUUACAGACAUUUUAUAAAAGCAAAGAAUAAACUUUAUUAUGAAAUGCAAUUUUCUCAUCGUCAGCAGAUUAAAAAUAUUCAUCUCAGUGAAGUGGCACUGCCAUAACAGGCUAUCUCAGGGUUACUAUUACCAGCAAACCCUGUCUCUUAGAAAUUGCCACUGUAUUUCAGUUUGAGAUCCGGUUUCUGCUGGGUUAAUGUUGCCUAUCUUGGACUGGGACACUGUCUUGCAAAAUAAAUUGCAAAUCUAAACAAUUUCAAUAAAUAAAGGUUCAAAAACAAAUGUGUCUAAAUGAAGUAGCAAUAUGACAAAGAGUCGUGUGUGGGCAUUUUAUUAUGCUGAAAAUCAUUGUAUUGGACGUUGAUUUAAAAUAUACUGCAGCAUAUAAUCCAUUGUGGUUUUAUCAUUUACAUUUACAUAUGCACUUGUUAUGACAUAACUGAAUAAUGUGAAUUUAUUGUGCUGUUGAACUUUGCUUCUGAUUUAACAUCAAACCAAAGGAAAAAUAUUUUGUUGAAGCUGAUUUCCUUCUUCGUCUUGUGUGCCCAGUACUUUUUUUUUUUAACAGUGUAUUAGUAGUGAAAUAUUUCAGAUAUACAUGGUACAAUGCACAGUGAAAUGUAUUUAUAUCAGGUGCCAGCUGGUCAGCACAGGUCUUACUAUUACCAUGUGGUCCAGCACUAAAGCAUGUUUGCGAGCAUUUUAAGUUCCACUCAGUUAUUAUUCAACCAUGGUUUACAGAGUACUCCAAUUUGCACAGGAGGUGCUUUCAUUGACCUUGUUGCAUAUCAGCCAAAUAGGAAAUAAUUGCAGUCAAAUGAAUGUGGCUCAUGGUAGAGACAAAGGUUAUUUGAAAGAAAAAAAAAAUCUAAUUUGGCCUUGAGGAUGUGAAGCUAUUGGCUGGUGGAUAUAAGGUAAAAAUGUGUGUAUAUGUACCCAGUCAUAAGGGACAUUUAUCAUGUGUUGCAGUUAUUUUAUACUCUUUACAGUAAGGUUGUACUCACAGAGAAUCAGUUUCAAUAUGAAGUAAUAUACAACAGCUUCUCCGUGCAUGAAGAAAAAGUUUUAUUUUUCAUGAUUUUUGCAUCUGAAAAGAAGACUAUUUUUAGUUGCAUGGAUUUAAUUACACCACUGAAUGUGCGUCAUUGGCCUGACUCUAAACUAACGGUGACAAAGGGACUAUUUCAGCUAAUUCGUUUUAGAAAUUUGAUGGAAACUAUAAACUAAACUGAAAGAAAAAAAUGCGUUGUCCCGAUUCACAAUUCAAGUGCCAGUGUUGUAUUUUUAAAAGAAUAUCAAUACAUAGGUGUAGCUAUGUUAGUUUCAUAUGCAUUAUGCAUGUGUUUCACUUCCCGUUUCUAUGCCAUGUGUUGUGUAUUUAUCUUUUGACCCUGGUUGCAUACAUAUGUAGACAUUACAAGGGUGGUCUCGAUGGUAAAUCUGUAUUUAAAAGUUUGGGUGGGUGGAAAAUAAAACAAUUAAACUA